Molecule: messenger RNA, 900 nt
Organism: Aspergillus oryzae RIB40
Lineage: Eukaryota; Fungi; Ascomycota; Eurotiomycetes; Eurotiales; Aspergillaceae
Product: aromatic alcohol reductase
Exons: 2
Coding region: 1-900 (299 amino acids)
Molecular function (GO): oxidoreductase activity
Source: RefSeq, a predicted model, not a curated record
AUGCCUAAAGUUGAAACUGUUGCGAUCGCUGGCGCAUCUGGCACCUUGGGACCCUACGUAUUCCAAGCACUUGUCAAUGCAGGCUUCCGAGUCUCGAUUCUCACUCGUUCUCAAAAGCCUGGCGCAUAUGCUUCGAACAUCAAGGUCUUCGAAGUUGACUUCAAUUCAGUGAAGUCGUUAACCGCUGCACUUCAAGGUGUGGACGUUGUCGUAUCCACUGUGGGUGUUGCCGCAGUCGACAAUCAAAAUGUGCUUAUCGACGCCGCCAUUGCCGCAGGAGUGAAGCGUUUCAUUCCUUCCGAAUUUAGCAGUGUUACCACCAAUCCAAAGCUCGAAACUCUUCCCCUCUAUAGCUCCAUGUUUAAGAUCCGGAACUAUCUCCAGGAAAAGACAGCAGCUGGAGAAUUGUCAUGGACCGUUCUUGCAUGUGGCGCCUUCUUGGACUCUGUUUUGGACUCUCCAAUUUUGCUGGACUUUCAGAACCACACAGUGACUAUGCUCGACGAAGGCGACAAUCGGAUCAGUUCUACCUCCUUGCCUGGGGUGGGGAGAGCUAUAGUUGCAAUCCUGCAAAAUUUUGACGCCACGGAGAACAGAGUCAUACGUGUAUCAGAGGCGAUUUUGACUCAAAACCAGCUGAUUGGGUUUGCAAAGGAGCUUCGGCCUGACAUCAAGUGGAGGACCAGCAAAGAGCGAACAAACGUACUUUUGCAGGAGAGUCUGGAACAAUUUGGUGCCGGUGACUUCAGUAUGGCGGCCUUCAUCAAACUGAUUAAAGGUACGGCUCUCGCUGGUGAUACCUAUGGUAGCGCAUUUGAUGUAACGGAUAACGAGCUGCUUGGCAUCAAAGAAUUGGCACCAGCAGACUUGAAGAAGCUUAUCGCCGAGAAACUCGCCUAG